AUGGCUAGCCCACCACCCGUCACCGAGGACCAGAACCGCCUCCUCGAGGAGGCAUUGGGGGUGGUGAGGCAGCAGUCAAGUUUGAUGCGCAAAUGUCUGGAAACCCCUGGCAAGCUUAUGGACGCGCUCAAAUGCGGGUCAACUCUUGUCUCUGAAUUGCGAACCCCCAGUCUCGGCCCCAAGCAAUAUUACGAAUUGUAUAUGGCUGUCUUUGAUGCAUUGCGACAUCUAUCCGUCUACCUAAAGGAGAACCACCCUGUCAACCACCUCGCCGACCUAUACGAACUCGUCCAAUAUGCCGGCAAUAUUGUCCCUCGACUGUACCUCAUGAUCACUGUAGGCACUGUCUACAUGUCGGUUGAAGAUGCGCCGGUCAAGGAAAUCAUGAAGGAUAUGAUGGAGAUGAGCCGAGGUGUCCAACACCCGAUCCGUGGCUUGUUCUUGCGAUACUAUCUCUCUGGCCAAGCCAGAGAUUACUUGCCUCUGGGAACUGGCGACGGUCCAGAAGGUAACAUGCAGGAUUCGAUCAACUUUGUUCUGACGAAUUUCGUGGAGAUGAACAAGCUUUGGGUCCGGCUUCAGCACCAAGGCCCUUCGCGCGAGAGAGAGCGAAGGAUCCAAGAACGACGUGAACUGGAGCUUCUUGUUGGUAGUAAUGUGGUCCGACUCAGUCAGCUUGUGGAUCUCGAGGGAUACAAGAAUGGUAUUCUCCAGGCGCUUCUGGAGCAGGUUGUACAAUGCAGAGACGUCCUCGCGCAAGAAUACCUCCUAGAAGUUAUCACAAAGGUGUUCCCAGACGAAUUCCAUCUUCAUACUCUGGAUCUGCUGCUAUCCGCCAUUGCCGGGCUCAACCCACAAGUCGACCUGAAGAAAAUCGUCAUUGGACUUAUGGAUCGUCUUUCAUCGUAUGCUGCAAAGGAAGCAGAGGGAGCCGCGGAGCCAGAAGCCAAGAAACAGAGCGAGGAAGAAGCCGUCACUCGUUUAUUGGAAAAGCUUGAGCUCGCGAAAGAAACCAAAGCCACUGAAUCAAAGGAAGAAAGCUCCGCUAAAGAGCCAGAAGACAAAUCCGCCGAAAAUGGCCUCGAAGAGUCAACGAAAGAGGACUCAGGAUCCCUCGAGCCCGCGCAACAAGAGAGCAAAGCCGAGAAUGGCGACGACACGAAGCCUGGUAUCCCAGCAGAAGUCAAAUUGUAUGACAUUUUCUACGACCAGGUGGUCAAUUUGAUCAAGAGACGCGCAUUGCCGAUUCAAGAUACAAUGGCGCUUUUGGUAUCACUUGUCAACUUGGCCUUGAACAUCUACCCAGAACGCCUAGAGUAUGUCGACCAAGUUCUGGACUUCGCAACACAAAAGACCACGGAGUACACAGACCAUGCCGAUUUGCACUCGGCGCCUACCCAACAGCAUAUUCUUCAUCUCCUCAACGCCCCCCUCAAAUCCUACAUUUCCAUCUUCACAGCAUUGGCACUACCUCACUAUUUGCCACUUCUGAGUUCGCAAUCAUACCCCACCAGGAGGGCUGUUGCAUCCGAGAUUCUCCGCAGUCUUUUGAGGAACAGGAUCCCGGUUUCAACAACAGAAAACCUGGACCGCGUGCUUCAGGCUGUCAGAGUUCUGAUCAAAGAGGGCAUGCAGCAGUCAGCUGGCUACCCUGGAGCACAAGCACAGCGACGGGGAGGUGAGACCGAUGAAACGGUUGAAGAGCAAGGAUGGCUUGCGAGACUUGUGCAUCUGCUCCAAGGAAAGGAUAAUGAUACCCAACUUAAGCUUCUUCAAGGAGCCCGCAAAGCGUUCGCCGAUGGAAAUGAGCGUAUCCGCUACACCACUCCUGCAAUUGUGACAGCUUCCAUCCGUUUGGCUCGCAAAUUGAAAUCUCGCGAGCACUACGACGACAACUGGCAGUCACAAUCAUCGGCUUUAUACCGCUUCAUGCACCAAGCCAUCAACAACUUGUACCAGCGGGUUACUCCAGGAUGUGCAGACCUUUCACUGCGACUGUUCGUGAUGUGCGGUGAGGUUGCGGAUCAGACGGGCUUCGAAGAAGUCAGCUACGAGUUCUUUGCGCAAGCAUUCACCAUCUAUGAAGAUGCGAUCAGUGACUCGCGCGCUCAGUUCCAGGCCGUUUGCAUCAUUUCUGGUGCUUUGCAUGGAAGUCGUGGAUUCUCCAAGGAGAACUACGAUACGCUUAUUACCAAGGCUGCCUUACAUGGAAGUAAGCUUCUUAAGAAGCCCGAUCAGUGCCGUGCGGUCUAUCUCGCGAGUCACCUCUGGUGGGUGGUUGAAAAUCCUCAGCGUGGAGAGGAUGAUCCCAAGGAUCUAUACCGUGAUGGAAAGCGUGUCCUCGAAUGCCUGCAGCGGGCCCUGCGUGUGGCCGAUGCCUGCAUGGACACUGGUGUCUCUGUUGAACUCUUUGUUGAGAUCCUCAAUCGCUACGUGUACUAUUUCGACCAGCAGAACGAAACUGUCACCACUAAGUAUCUGAACGGCCUCAUUGAACUUAUCCACUCCAACCUACAAAGCAGCGAAGACGAGUCAAACUCUAGUCUCGAUGCUCCCAAGCGUCACUUUGAGCGCACGCUGGAAUACAUUCGCUCUCGUGAAUACGAGGGUAUUGUCACCGAUCCUCCCAAAUGA
Penicillium salamii is the source of this 2634-nucleotide messenger RNA. Lineage: Eukaryota; Fungi; Ascomycota; Eurotiomycetes; Eurotiales; Aspergillaceae. The record is from the annotation of a GenBank genome assembly.